CACUCACUAUUAUAUGACUAAGAUUCUCUUCCAACUAACUCUACAAUCACUUCUGUACAAUUAAUAAUUUAUUCCUUCUCCUUUUUCAUUGUUAUUCAUUAGUGAAUUAAUUAUCAUUCCAUCCAUUGCUCGGACGUUUGAUUUAGAUGUUAUCAAAACCUUUUGGGUACGAUUAAGAGAUUAAAAUCAAUAUAACUUGAUAAGGGAUUGGUUGAGAUCCGAAAUCGCAAAAUAUCGCGAGACACAACAAACGAUUCAAGAGGGGGCGUCAUCUUUAAAUCAUCUCGUACCACGCCACAUCUUUUCGAAUACAAAUACAGAUCCCAAUUUCAGUUCCAAUACAAAUACACCUCCCUCAAUCCCUUCACCGACUCUUUUCAACGACAAUCUAAAGGGCUGGUAAGGAAAGAGUGAUACGCUCUUUCAAUCUUCAGAGAUGGCUUGGUCAAAGUCAACGCGCAUUCUGGUCAUGCUAUUGAUCGAUGCCGUAUUUUUUAUCGUCGAAUUAGGUGUUGGUUUAUGGGUUGGAUCAUUGGCAUUAAUGGCAGAUGCUUUUCACAUGGUGAGAUGGUUCAAGAAGGAAUGAAGCUGUCUCUAUUCUAACAUCUAGCUAGUUGAACGAUAUCAUUUCUCUCGCUGUUGGUCUCUGGGCUGUUAAAGCUGCACGAAGAAAUAUUACUGACAAAUAUUCUUUCGGCGUAAGUGGUUACACAAAUCGAGGGCUUCCGAACGGAAAGCUACGUUACCAAGACGGCAACUAACUCUUCUACAGUUUUUGAGAGCCGAAAUCCUUGGUGCCUUUUUCAAUGCAGUCUUUCUUAUCGCCCUGUGCGUCUCAAUUGUUCUCGAAGCUGUCGGACGUUUCUUCGAUCCACCUGAAAUCGGGGAACCAAAACUUAUACUUAUUGUCGGAUCGUUGGGAUUGGCGUCGAACCUUGCUGGGUUUUUCGUAUUAGGCGGACAUGGUCAUUCCCAUGGUCCAGGAGAUGGGCAUUCCCAUGGAGAUGAGGUCGGCGCUGCGGAAGAAGGACAUGCGCACAGUCACACUCAUGAACACGGAUACGAACCAUAUAGAGAUGAGAUUGGCGAAGAAAAUGGAAUCGCAGCGGAGGUAUUUCCCGAAGCCGUCGUCGCAAAAGCCACCGCCAAACGUCAAGUACAAUUUACAGAGCCUGAUGAAGAUGCUUCGACAGCCCGUGAUAGCAGCAGUAUCAUGACUAGAUCGCCGAGCAGAAGCUCCAGACAACACACUCAUCGAAGACGAACAAGCAAAUCUCAAUUUUCUAGCUUGGAUAAUAUAAGCAUUCAUCCGGCAAGCUUUCGACAAGAUAUUAUUGCUGCAAGCAAGACACAAUUGGAUGGAAUUGAUAGCGAGGACUCCAGUGAACCAGAUGAUGAUGUUCAUGUUAAAUCUGGACCCGCACCGGCUGAAGACAGCCCUCUUCUUUCACAUGCUCAUGAUGAUCACUCAGACGCUCACGCUCAUAGCCAUGAUCAUGGGGUUGGAGGCCAUCAUCAUGAACAUCACACAAGUCGUCAGUCUAAGCAUGCGGCCCAUAAUCACAACAAUAAAUCCAAGAAGUCCGGUGGUCAUGGUCACAAUCACGAUGACAUGGGAAUGAACGCCAUGAUUCUUCAUGUUAUUGGUGAUGCUCUUGGAAACGUUGGAGUAAUCGUCACUGCUUUGAUUAUUUGGUUAACUAAUUGGCCUGGUCGUUUAUAUGCUGACCCUGCUGUAUCACUUUUCAUUACCAUCAUCAUUCUUCGAUCAUGCAUUCCAUUAACCAAAGCUACAGCACAAAUCUUACUUCAAGCUACACCUGAUUCGAUCGAUGUCGCUCUCAUCAAAGAGGACAUCGAAAAUUUCGAAGCUGUGAAGGGUUGUCAUCAUGUACAUAUCUGGCAACUCAGCGAUUCUCAACUCGUUGCGUCUAUGCAUAUUCAAGUUGCCUUCCCUAUUGGUGAAGAUGGAGGAGAAAAAUAUAUGCAGCUAUCUAAGGAAAUUCGGGAAUGCUUACACGGUCAUGGUAUUCACAGCGCAACUCUUCAGCCCGAAUUUUGCCUCGACAAAGAUCAUGAUCAUAUCUUUAAUGGUGAAUCCGUAGGAUUAGACGGACAAGCCCAAAACAAAUGCGGAAUGGAGGACGAUGAUUCCUGUUUAUUGGAAUGUGUUGAUAAUUGCAAGGGAAAAGGUUGUUGUUCGGCCCAGGCAGUAGAGCCUCAACAUGACCACUCGGAUCAUGAUGGUCACUCCCAUUAGAUCCGCUUUUUCCUUUUCCCUUUUUCAAUAUGUCUUGAGUUUUUUUCGACAAUGGCACACUUCUUCCCUUGUAAGAUGUUGCUUUCUAGUUGGUUCUUUCUUGGCUUCGUACUUGCAUUGCGGGACUGGGUACAUACAUACUUCUACAGUCCAAUAGACUUGAGCUUUAUUGUGGGUGUUAAGAUUUGCAAUAUGGCCUUAUGGAGGGGAUUGGCUGAAUAAUCUUUGCCGGUGUGGAGGGAAGACAGGCGAUACGAAAGAGAAAGGGGGAUGGAUACAUCAUCUCUUAUUUCGUGAACGAAAGAUGAAAGUCGAGCGAACAUUUUUUUGCUUAAGAUAAUUGGUAAUGGAUGGAGGAAGAAAUUUUUAAUGGUGGACAAGAGAAGAGAAAAUUUUGUACAGUAUGGAUGAAUGAUAUGAUUAGUAGGGUAUAAAAGUUACUUGGUGGGUUUGUUGGGCUGGCUGAUGGAUUGAUUUGCUUGUCGGUUCGCUUGUUUGGUCGAUGAGAUGGAUGGAUGCAAUGCAUGGGAUAGGAGGGAUGAGCAUUACAAUCAAUGAUUUACAUAAAACCCUUCUCUUCUCUCUUUGUGUGCGUACAUAAUUUUAAGUAGUUCUUCCUCAUGAUUCCUUUGUAU
Molecule: messenger RNA, 2895 nt
Organism: Sclerotinia trifoliorum
Lineage: Eukaryota; Fungi; Ascomycota; Leotiomycetes; Helotiales; Sclerotiniaceae
Source: the annotation of a GenBank genome assembly